AAUUCCCUCCCCACAGCAUACACCACAACAGAAUCCAGUCCUGAAUGGUUGAACAAAGGUGACAACUCAUGGCAACUCACAGCAGCCACCGUCGUCGGCCUUCAAACCAUCCCCGGAAUCCUCAUCCUCUACGGCAGCAUCGUCAAAAAGAAAUGGGCCAUUAACUCCUCCUUCAUGGUCCUCUACACCUUCGCCUGUGUCCUUCUCUGCUGGGUUUGCUGGGCAUUUCAAAUGUCAUUCGGACAACAAAUGUUCUUUUUUGUAGGACGUCCUCACUUUGCAUUGGACCAGAAGUAUCUUUUGGGACAAGGGUUUGCAGGGUUGUAUCCGAGAGCCACGUUGGUGUUUUUCCAGUUUGUGUUUGCGGCGAUAACGGUGGUGCUGGUGGCCGGAGCCGUGUUGGGGAGGAUGAGUUUUAAGGCGUGGAUGUUGUUUGUUCCCAUGUGGUUGACGGUGUCUUACACGGUUGGGGCGUUUAGUGUUUGGUCACCGAAAGGGUUCUUGUUUGAGGCUGGUGUUAUGGAUUUUGCUGGUGGUUUUGUUAUUCAUUUGUCUUCUGGUGUUGCUGGUUUCACUGCUGCUUACUGGGUAGGACCAAGGGAAAGCAAAGACAGAGAGAGGUUCCCACCAAACAACAUUCUGUUGAUGCUUGCAGGCGCAGGCCUGCUUUGGAUGGGUUGGACAGGGUUCAAUGGAGGAGCUCCAUAUGCAGCAAACAUUGAUGCUUCUUUGGCCAUCCUCAAUACUCACAUUUGCACUGCCACCAGCCUUCUUGUUUGGCUCUUUCUUGAUGUUUUCUUCUUCGAAAAACCGUCAGUCAUCGGCGCCGUUCAGGGGAUGAUCACUGGCCUUGUCUGCAUCACUCCCGCUGCCGGGUUGGUGCAAGGCUGGGCUGCUAUUAUAAUGGGCAUCCUUUCAGGCAGCAUUCCUUGGUACACCAUGAUGGUCCUUCACAGGAAGAUAAAAUUCCUCAUCUAUGUUGAUGAUACCAUGGCUGUCUUCCACACCCACGCCGUCGCCGGAAGCCUUGGAGGCAUCCUCACUGGAUUCUUUGCUGAGCCUCGACUCAACCGUCUCUUUUUCGGUGAUGAUCCUAGGUACAUUGGCCUAGCCUACGCCCUCAAAGACAACCGCAGUAUGGCUGGCUUUCGCCAAAUUGGCAUUCAACUUGCUGGCAUUGCAUUCAUUGUCAUCCUCAAUGUCGUUGUUACUUCGGCUAUUUGCCUAAUUAUUAGAGUCAUUGUGCCGCUCCGGUUGACCGAUGAGGAAAUGGAGAUUGGAGAUGAUGCUGUGCAUGGGGAGGAGGCUUAUGCUUUGUGGGAAGAUGGAGAGAAGUUUGAAAUUGCACAGAGGAAUAAGAUGUUUGAUGUUCAGGAUAUUGAGUCCAGGUCUGUGCAGAUGACUGAGAGAUUCUGAAA
This is a messenger RNA of Dioscorea cayenensis subsp. rotundata (Guinea yam), 1418 nucleotides long. RefSeq names its product ammonium transporter 2 member 5-like. Gene Ontology annotation, biological process: ammonium transmembrane transport. Gene Ontology annotation, molecular function: ammonium channel activity. Lineage: Eukaryota; Viridiplantae; Streptophyta; Magnoliopsida; Dioscoreales; Dioscoreaceae. Gene Ontology annotation, cellular component: plasma membrane. The record is from RefSeq and is a predicted model, not a curated record. The annotation marks the transcript as partial. The transcript has 3 exons.